GCUCGUCGGAAUUUUUGUUGUUUGCCUUGGUCAGGGUACGUCAGGCUUCGUUCUGCAUUUGUUCCACGUGUCAACGCUACUAGGGCUGUAUCCUUAGGUCACCUGGACCAUAUUACGACCAGCAUGGGUAAGUGCAGAACACAGAAGACGAGGAAGCGCAAGUUUGCUGGAAAUCGCUACACGACGACGAGGCUGCCUACUGACACAGACGCCGGUAUUUCGGCGACCGCGAAGAAGCUUGGGGACAUAACCAAGGCGUACAAGGCUCCGCUAGAGAAUUCUACGCUCCAAGGGAACAGGAUAAUGGACAUUGGUAUUCUUUCUUCAGUGUUUUCAUCGCUGGCAUGUUCCGAAUGCAUGAACACAACACUGAAGCUCGGGGAACGCUCUCACCAAGGGAUAUGCUCGGCUUGUGCGGUCGUGUGUACCAACUGUGGGUUCGAGCGCCCAUUUCAUACGUCGAGAAAGGUGGGUCGUGCCAAUGAGAACAAUUUACGUCUGGUUUACGCGAUGCGCCAGUUAGGAAAAGGGCACGCUGGUGCGAAAACUUUUUCCAAAGUGAUGAACAUGCCUGCUCCUCCACGUCACUCCGCCUACGACAAAUUGUCAUCUCGGCUUUCUGCAGCGGCAAGAGAAGUGGCGUCGAAGUCGAUGACUGAUGCUGCUGUGGAAGUUCGUCGUGUUGUGGGGAGUGCCGAGUGUGGUGUUUCAGGUGAUGGCACGUGGCAGAAGCGUGGCCAUUCAUCUUUGAACGGUUGUGUGUCUGUGAUUUCUGUUGACACGGGAAAAGUUAUUGAUGUUGAGGCCCUUUCUAGCUCGUGUAAGUCUUGUAAAACCAAAAGCAAGUUGAGGCAAGAUAGUGCUUCGUACCAGGAAUGGAAGGCAAACCACACUUCCUGUCAAGCAAACCAUGAAGGAAGUGCUGGCAGUAUGGAGACGGUUGGUCUAUACCGAAUAUUUGAAAGGUCGAAAGGCAAAAGGGAUUUGAAGUACCUGCAGUACUACGGCGAUGGUGAUUCCAAGAGCUAUGCCGCUGUGAAAGACAUGUAUGGGAAGGACAGUGUGCAGAAACUGGAAUGCAUUGGGCAUGUCCAGAAGCGUGUUGGCUGCCGCCUCAGAAAACUGAAGAAGACAGUGCGUGGACUCGGUGGUAAGGGAAAGCUCACUGAUGCCCUCAUUGACCGCCUGCAAAACUACUAUGGCUUCGCCAUAAGGGCUAAUGUGGGGAACCUUUCUGCAAUGAAAAAAGCUACCCUUGCCAGUCUUUUUCAUUGCAGCUCUACCGACAAGCAGCCGAGACAUGGCCUGUGUCCACUUGGACCGAAAAGCUGGUGCGGAUACCAAAGGGUCGAAGCACUCGGCCAAGGGAAAUAUGUACACAAAGGAGGACUUCCAGAUGAUGUGCUCAACAAAGUUAAAACUGUCUACAGUGAUCUGUGCUCUGAUGAACUUCUAAUGAAGUGCCUGCAUGGAAAGACGCAAAAUGCUAAUGAGUGUUUCAAUGGUCUAAUAUGGAAGCAGGCACCCAAAGAGGUCUACGUAAGCUUGCCUACAGUAAUGUUUGCCUUGCAUGAUGCUGUGGCACACUUUAAUAAUGGCAGUGUAAGCACCCUAGAUAUCCUGAGGCAAGCUGGCAUAGAACCAGGGUACUACACGACGAAAGCUUGCAUCGCGGGGGAUCACCAGCGCAUGCAGAAUGCUAAACGCAAGUCAGCGGAUGGGACAAAACAGGCCAGGAAGAAAAGACGAGCGGCCACCCGAAGAAAAGGAGACUAUAAUGCUUCCGCAGAAGGGCCCAGCUAUGAAUCUGGUGCAUUUUAGGACUGCAUGCGAAGAUUGUGACACUUUUUACAAGCUCGGAAAUCUUUGUUUACGUUUUUCUGAAAAUAACAAUUUGCUCCAAAUGUUGCGACGCAAACUUUCAUAACUUAUUUAUCAGCGUAUACUUUGAACUGAAAUUUUGCACAAUGAUUUACAACAUAUAUAUCUGUGCAGUCAACUAGAAUAAAAGAAAUCCAUGGAAUAUUUUUCAAUUCACAGCUGAAUUCUCAAACAGGUUCAGUCUAAAUUGGCUCUUUUUCCCCGUUUUCUUGUUUUUUUAACAUUACUUCCUUGAUAUUUACUGCAUAAUAUUUAUUCUAGUUCACUGCAUAGCUCCAGCCAUUAGUUACACAAAUGUCAAAGCUUUACUGAAUAAAGCCACCCAUUAUUCACUUAUCACAGCUGGCGUGGCUAGCACUUUUAAUGCAAUUUUUGACAAAGAUUACCUCCCAAUAAAUAAAUAUUCAAUAUUUUGCACUGUAAAUGGCUGGGUAAGUUAAAUAAGACAUGCUUGUUUUGAGGAAAUAGUUAUUUCAACGCUGGCUGCUCUUAAAAAAAUAUUUUGUUUUUGAGUGGCCUACUAC
Ixodes scapularis (black-legged tick) is the source of this 2405-nucleotide messenger RNA. RefSeq lists its product as uncharacterized. The record is from RefSeq and is a predicted model, not a curated record. Bases 124 to 1821 code for a protein of 565 amino acids. NCBI's taxonomy places the organism in Eukaryota, Metazoa, Arthropoda, Arachnida, Ixodida, Ixodidae. The transcript has a single exon.